GAGAGAGUGUGUGUGUUUUGGUGUGUGCGUGCGUGUGUCGGUGUUUUUGUUGUGAAAGGAAGGAGAGUCGGCGGGAGUCAAGCGCAAGAGCCUGCUUGCUCGCUCAUUCUCUUUUCUUGUUUUUGCGGGUAUUUGACAGACCUUUUAAGUUUAUUUUUUUUGGAGGUUCUUUUCUUCUGUUUAUACUGUCUUACUACCCGUUACCCGAGUCACUGCAAAAGGAUAUUUUUUUAAAAUACACAUCUUGUCUCUUGUCAUCUCGAGCUUCCUUCACAACCGAUGAUCACAAAAGCCAUCGAUUACAUGCCAAUCACACAUUGACCAUGACAAUAUGGAGUACCAUCUACAUAUGGAAAUUUGGAAAGGUAACAUCACUACUGCACUGACUUGGGCCAAGGAACGAGAAGAGUUGAGUGACUGGCUUGUUGCCAUGGCACCAUUAGCAUCACACGGGACAUGGUUGACAGUGUGUGAAGACUACGCAUAUCAACUGGAAUCUGAUGGCGAAUACCACAAAGCUGUCACAUAUCUUGUGGCCUGCCAUCGGAUCUACGAAGCCAUUGAUCUGUUCAAACGUCACCGCUUGUUCAAAGAAGCUGUAACCUUUGCUAAGGUCCGUCUCUCCCCUGUUGACCCAGUGUUUGAGGACCUAUACAGUAUGUGGGCCCAACAACUGGCCAAGGAAGGGAAUUACGAACAAGCAGCAAAAUGCUACCUUGCAAUAAAGCAGGUGCAAGAUGCAAGUCGAUGCCUUACCAAACGUACAGAUCAUGUAUGUAUGCGUACAGCUGCUCACAUCAGUCUCUUGGCCAUGGAAAAACAGAACGGACUCUUGCUGGCUCAGCGUGUUAUCCAUCAAUACCUCCAGAAAAUGCAGUAUCAAGAAGCUUACAAUUUCACACAAGAACACAGCAACUUGAAGGUGUUUACUCUGGUUAUCAGCAUGCAUGAGCUAAUGAUGAGCGAACUCCUGACACUGAUGCCCAGUGUUGUGUAUGCCAAAGAUUCCUCCGUCUUUGUACUUCACAAAAGAAGGAUGACAUCAUUAACAGGAUCAAAAACACUGUUGCCAGAUUUCAUCCUGGAUAGCAAUGAUAUUGAUCCCCUGUGCCCUUGGAAGCCAUACCUCAUCAAUAAACACACAUUCUUCAAUCAUGUACUGCGUUCUUGGCACCAAUGUCUGGACGUCGAUCUUGAAAGCAGCAGUGUGGAAGAUAUGUACAAGAUUUUCAACACUCUUAUAUCUGGCAGACAAAGUUUUGUCAAUAUUGAUCAGCUUUUGAUGCAGAACUGCAUGGAUUUGACUUUGUGCAUGCUGUCUCUUCUGCAAGGUGAGACAACAGCAGCGAUUAAACAUUUGCUGCAAGCAAUGGUUAACCUCCAUGAUGCUAGUCAGUACCAAUUGCUGCAAAUCAUUUCUCAGCUGUGCCUUCCUCAAGGUCCGAAAUACCUGUUAAAACUACAACAAGAAGUGACCGCUGUUAGAGUAUUGAUAACAAUUGACAAAAGUGGUGAUGACUUAUCAAAGCUGGACACAACUCUUAAGAUGAACACUACCAAGCGAUACCUCUCCGAUCUGAAAGAUGACAAUCAGGUGUUCAAUUCCAGUCUCCGCUGCCGAGAAUUAGAUUGCGUACGAGCCUAUUACUACAUUGGUGUGCUUCGCUAUCUCUUCGACAGACAGCAGAGCCUGGAAUCUAAAACCAUUCCAUCACAACAGUCAGCAGUGUCAAAGAUGGUCCACACCCAGUCUCGGACGGAUGAAGAUAACAAUCCUUACACACUGUUCCAGCCGCUGCACGAGCUUGAAAGCAUGAACCAAACGCAAGAUAACAGUCCGGUCGAGAAGACCAACAACAACAACAGCAGUGGCAGCAACAACAACAACAACAUUGCUGAUAGUCACAGCGAUGGCAUCAACACAAAUCAGAAUAACAACAAACAGACCUCUAACAACCAGGAGUGUUGUUAUGAUAAUAGGGCAAGAACAGACUUCAAACUAACUUUCCAUAAAUUUAGAUACUUAUCCAAGUGUCUGUUGUGGGACAUACAGGGCAAACGAUUUGCUUUGACCGAGAAAUUAGGUUACAUUCACAGAGCAAUAUCUCAGUUACUUCUUGAACAGAAACCCAAAAAUGAUAAAACUGACAGUGGAACAAUCUUAUGUGAGAAGAAUGGAAAAAGUAAUUCUAACAAUGAAAAUUUUCAAAAAACUGAAGACAUACCUUCCCAGGAAAACGUGCGUCUUCAGACCCCUGAUCUCAUCCCUACUGGGCACGAGACCUCUAUUCCCAGUCCCUUACAGAGUGGAGCGAGUAGUCCCACAGAAAUUAAAGAGCUGCCCCUCCCCAUUAACGAGAUAUUAGUUGACGAGCCGUCAGCCCAUGUGCCGAAUGUAAGCCAUUGCUUGUCUCCUUGUCAGGAAGAUGAACCUUACAAGGCUGUAACAAAGCCACGGAAAGUUCUGUGGAAAGACGAGCUCCCGGCUAGCAAUCAUUUGUGUCCCCUUCACAGGAAGUAUGUCAAUGUUCCCGAUGUUUGGUAUGACUAUACAGUAGAUGAAAAAUACACAAAGCCAUACGUUACCAUGGCAAUUCUACAAGACGAACAGGAGUUAGUGAUGUCAGAACUGAAGCAAGGUCCAGAAAACCCUACACAGAUUCUUUUCCCUCGUCCACUGUCUUCUGCUCAACUAUUAUUGACAGUAAUUUGGAACUGUGAAGACUUUGACCGCCUUGAGAAGACACAGCUCAUUGAUGAAACUGUUUCCUGGGCACUAAAGUACUCGUUAACCAGUGCACAACAAAAGAUCUUCCACAAUUUAAAAGACCAAAUGAAAAUAUGACCAGAAAUACCUGGAGCACCUGGACAUGUAACACCUUGUCCCUAGAAUGGUUUAUGUCUGCCUGUCUUCAAACAUGGUAGCAAAAUGGAAGGUGAAAAAAUUAACACAAAUGAAAUAGUAUAAGAACAUGCCUAGAAAAUUCUGGGCCAUUCCAAAAAGAUAAUUAUGGGAAAAAAAACAACUAAAGAAACAAAAAAUUCAAAUCUACAUCCUUGUUCUUAAAAGACUGACGUACUGUAAUAUAUUCUGUGAAUAAAUUCUGUUGGCUUGAGA
Octopus sinensis (East Asian common octopus) is the source of this 3118-nucleotide messenger RNA. RefSeq lists its product as uncharacterized. The coding region runs from base 332 to 2845 and encodes 837 amino acids. NCBI's taxonomy places the organism in Eukaryota, Metazoa, Mollusca, Cephalopoda, Octopoda, Octopodidae. The transcript has 10 exons. The record is from RefSeq and is a predicted model, not a curated record.